GCCGACGUGGACUUGACACGAAACAUUGUCCUUUUCUUAGCUGUUUGACACGAUGCCUCCCAAAAACAAAGGCGCGAGUAAAAAGGCUGCAAAGACAAGGACGCCAACACUGAUCGAUGGACUGACCAAGGAGGAGCUAUCCAAAGAGCAGCUGAAGGAACACAUCGUGCGCCUUCGAGAGGAGCUGGAUAGAGAGAGAGAGGAGAGGAACUACUUCCAGCUAGAGAGGGACAGGAUACACACCUUUUGGGAUUGCACAGAAAGAGAGGGACAGGAGGUCAUGGCUCAACUGAAAAACAUGGACCAGGCAACUGAAGAGGAUGAGUGGCGCCACCAAGUGGAGAUCAAGGUGUACAAGCAGAAGAUGAAGCACCUCUUGUGCGAACACCAGAACACGAUCUCCGAGUUCAAAGCGUUUGACUCGCUCUCUGCUGACGCUCGACAGAAAGAGCAAGCAAAGCUGGAAAUUAAGCUUCACAAGGAAAUGACGGCCACCAUGGCAGACAUGCUUGUCAGCAAUGAAAACCUCGUCAAGGAACUUAAACUGAAACACCAUGAAGAAAUGGCAGAAACAAGGGACAGAUUUGAGAAGCAGCUCACGGAGAUUCAAGCCACUAAUGAGGAAAAGAUGGAGUUUCUGUCAAAAGAGUUGGAGGAGAAGAGGAAAAAUGAGCUCAGUGAGAGAGAGGAUCACUGGAACAGGCACAUCGCUGGUCUUAUAGAAGACCAUAACAAUGCUCUGAAGGCUGUGAAUGAGUGUGUGAGUGACAUCCCACAGGUUCUGGAUAAUUGUGACUCACUUAAGGCACAAAUUAAAGAGAUGAAGAUCCAACUGAAGAAGAAAAAGGACCUGAUCCCCGUCACACACGAUAACAAACAUCUUGCCGAGUGCCUCUCGAAAGUCAAGGAGGAAAUUGCUGAGAAAGAGAAAAAAAUUGACAGAAUAAAAAAGAUUAAUUCUGACACUCAUCAGAAGCUCAAAGAAGCGCAGCUGAGUGAUCUGAAAAAGAAUCAUGAGGCAAUGAAGCAGAAAUUCAACAAGCUUCAGCUGGAAAGGGAUGAGCUGUACAAGACGUUCCCUGAGAUAAUUGAGAGGGAGCAACACAGAGCGGGUCUAAAGAGCGCACUGCUGGAGACCAAGCUGAAAUCCAUGACUGACCACCUGGAGAAGACACAGGCUCAGCUCCUCUCUGUGCUUUCUGCAUCAAACAUGGACCAAACAGCCCUCUGUGAGCUCACAAAGAAAAUUGAGGAAAGUCUUGACUCAAGUAACAAUGCUAUUAAGGACUCAGAGUUUAAAAAAGCAAAGAUAUCCAAGGCACGCGAGGAUUUGAUGCUGGUCUAUGAAAUAAAGCUAAGGGCCCUUGGUGUCCCAGUUGAAGAGACCCUUGGGAUCAGUCUGGCUAGAAAAAGUCCUGGACAGACUAAAAAUCAGUCCAAAGAGCUCACUUCUCUGCAUGCAGGCAGAGAAUGAGAAGCAGUUUGAUCCAAAUGAAGCAUUUACACCAUUGUAUAGUCUUUGAAUCUUAAUAUAUAUUCUUAAUA
This is a messenger RNA of Solea solea (common sole), 1545 nucleotides long. Its product is annotated as dynein regulatory complex subunit 4-like. Bases 53 to 1474 code for a protein of 473 amino acids. Gene Ontology annotation, cellular component: Golgi apparatus; microtubule; motile cilium. The record is from RefSeq and is a predicted model, not a curated record. The transcript is spliced from 11 exons. Gene Ontology annotation, biological process: flagellated sperm motility. Lineage: Eukaryota; Metazoa; Chordata; Actinopteri; Pleuronectiformes; Soleidae. Gene Ontology annotation, molecular function: microtubule binding; small GTPase binding.